AUGCAACAACGCAAAGAUGAACUCGUUGCAAAGCAGGCGAAGCUUGCCGAGCUGAAACGGCAGAGACAACUGCGUGCCCAGCAAUCGAAUGCGGGUCGCGGAAGCAUCGAGGGCGCGGUCGACCUCAAUCUCGGCACCGAUCGGCGCGCUCUCGAGAGUCUGAUCAACGACAUCCUUGGCGAGAAGGCAUCCGGAUCAUCGACUGGGGGAGCUGGCUCGCCAGCAGGUCGGGGCAGCAGACCCAGCAGCGUGCUCAGUGCUGGCGAGCUCAGCAACGCCUACUCAGAAGGCACUCUGGUACCGGGAACGCCAGGUCCAUCGACACCGGCAUCCGUACCGACGCCAGCGCCGGCGCCGGCGCCGGCGCAGCCUCCGCCCACCCUGACGACUGUCGCCCUAACGACCGUAUACGAAUGCCCGCCGUCGCCUGUGAAGGAGGUGUUCACCUACAGCAAGGGUGUCCAGACCACCGAGGAAUGGAUGGGUCCCGAUCGGCCAAGGGCGCACUCGGGCGUGUCGGACAUAGAUGACAUCCCUGGUACCACCACUACCCCUAACAAGCGGCUCAGCAGGCGGGAGCGUGACCGGGAGGAAGAGCUGCGUCAGAAGAUCAAAGAGGAGAUUGAGGAAGAGCUCAGGGCGGCCAAGGAGUACAUCACAGAAGGCACGGUGGGCGCACCAUCGACCUCGGCGAAUUUCCCUUCCCGAGAUCUCACGCAGGAGGAGCUGUCGGCUGUGGUACAAUCGGACGACUUUUACGACUUUCUCGAGCAAUCGACAAAGGUCAUUGAGCGCGCCUUUGACCAGGACACAUAUGACAUCCUCACGGACUACGCACUGCACGGGCAAGAUGUGGAGGAGGACGAUGACGAGACGGGUAACACUGGCGGGAGAGGCAAGCACAGGGUGAAAGAGGUCGCGCAGUUCUUCGACGAGCGUUGGUCUAAGAUGCGGAUGGUCAGCGGAAUCGACUUCUCGCCCAAGUUCAGCGAGCUACUCCUGGCAUCCUACACCAAGAACCCGACGGCCCCCCACGAGCCGGACGGCCUGGUACAGGUGUGGAACAUGCACAUGCAAGACAGGCCCGAGUACGUCUUCACCGCGCAGUCGGACAUUCUCACCGCCAAGUUCUCGCCAUAUCACCCGAACCUGAUCUUCGGUGGUUCAUACAGCGGGCAGGUCUUGCUGUGGGAUACGAGAGCCAAGGCUGCCCCUGUGCAGAAGACGCCUCUGACCGGCAACGGACACGCGCAUCCCAUCUAUGCGGUGGAUAUCGUGGGCACGCAAAACGCCAACAACAUCAUCUCGUGCUCCACAGACGGUGUGGUCUGCGGCUGGAGCAUGGACGUGUUUGCCCAGCCUCAGGAGGUUCUCGAGCUGAAGAAUCCCAGCCAGGCCAAGGUUGCCGUCGAGGACGUCAGCCCGACCUGCAUCUCCUUCCCCCAGACGGACCCUACAUUCUUCCUCAGUGGGAGCGAGGAGGGCACCAUCUUCCCCUGCCACCGGUACGAUCGUGCUGGCGCCAAGGCAGGCGUCGACAGGAAGAUUGCGUACAAGGGCCACACGGCGCCCGUCAUGUCGGUGGACUUUCACCCCGCCAAAGGACCCGUGGACCUCGGUGAUCUGGUCCUCUCCUCGUCACUGGACUGGAGCGCCAAGCUCUGGAAGGUACGUGCCCCCGCCGCGACGUCGACGGGGACAGGCGACGGCACCGUUUCGCCCCUGAUGGACUUUGUACGCGAGGACGUGGUGUACGACGCACGCUGGUCGCCCGUCAAGCCGAGCGUCUUUGCCCUGGUGGACGGCGCCGGGUGGCUGGAGCUGUGGGACAUUGCGGUCGAGACCGAGGAGCCGGUGGCCCGGAUCCUCCCAACGACCCGCCAAGAGGGCCGGACGAGGAGCUUGAACAAGGUGGCCUGGGAGCAGAAUGACGGCAAGCGACUGGCCACGGGCGGCAUCGAUGGGUGCGUGACCGUGUUUGAUGUGGCGAGCGGGCUCGGUGGCAAGGAGGGACUCAAGCAUGAGGACUGGACAAACGUGAAGAAGUUAGUGAACCGGGUGGAUGCCCACGGCCUCAACGGAGCCAUGGUUGUGUAG
Molecule: messenger RNA, 2097 nt
Organism: Emericellopsis cladophorae
Lineage: Eukaryota; Fungi; Ascomycota; Sordariomycetes; Hypocreales; Bionectriaceae
Product: Cytoplasmic dynein 1 intermediate chain-like protein
Exons: 2
Coding region: 1-2097 (698 amino acids)
Biological process (GO): transport along microtubule
Cellular component (GO): cytoplasmic dynein complex
Molecular function (GO): dynein light chain binding; dynein heavy chain binding
Source: RefSeq, a predicted model, not a curated record